Messenger RNA from Zerene cesonia (dogface butterfly), 2748 nucleotides. RefSeq lists its product as uncharacterized. Gene Ontology annotation, molecular function: zinc ion binding; protein binding. The transcript has 9 exons. The record is from RefSeq and is a predicted model, not a curated record. Lineage: Eukaryota; Metazoa; Arthropoda; Insecta; Lepidoptera; Pieridae. The coding region runs from base 281 to 2185 and encodes 634 amino acids.
UAUUCUGUGGCUGGUAAAAAUAUUUCCUUCAUUCAGUCGUUGUGUGUAAUAUUAUUUUUGUUGCUAAAUAGUCUCAGUUUCUUUAAAUUUUUAUUUGUUCUGCUUACUUUUCUUCUUCCAAUCAUUCAAUUAAACAUAUUACGAAAUAAUUCAAUAUUUGCAAACGAUUAAGUUUUAUUCGUCAUCAAGUGUGUAACCAUUUUAUUACAAUCAAAGUGCUAUAAAAAUUCUUUAAAGUGCAAUGUGGCGCAGGUAGUUAAUUGUUUGUACCGCGUGUGAAAUGUCACAACAUGGAUACCCUGAGAGACUAUCGAAUACAUCGAAGGGCUUCCAGGAAGAUGUGUCCAGCCAACAGACCAUGGAAGUCUUGGUGGAAACCCUCACUGGGACAGCGUUCGAAAUCACUGUCUCGCCUUCCGACACUAUUUUCGAUAUAAAGUCGAAAAUAUAUAGAGUAGAAGGUAUCCCAGUAGCCCAACAGCACCUAGUGUACAACUUGCGCGAGCUAGAAGACGCGCGUUCGCUCCGUGAGCAGUCGGUGUGCGACGGGGCGAAGCUCCGCCUGGUGCUCGGGCUCCGCGGCGGGCCGGUGGCCACGCGUCGCCUGCCGCCGCCGGAGCCCUGGCACGAUAUCGAACGGCUGCUAGCUUCUAAAAGCGGGGAAUGCGAGAGCAGCUCGGGCAGCGGCUGCAAGGUGACGGUGGUGGUGUUCCGCGAGGGCGAGCGGGUCAACAUGCUGCGCGUGAAGGAGAACAAGGACGGCACCUACUCGCCCAUCGAUAGCAAUAAGUACUCAUCUUCCCUCAGCCACCUAGUGGAGUGCGACACUGACGAGUGCGUCGGCCUCGGGGCCACUAGGGCCCCGGGGCCCUCGGGUACCGGUGGGGCUUCCGGCGCCAGCGGCGGCCACGAGAACGCCGUCACGAUGGCCAAGAUGAUGCAGCUGCGGCAAAGGAUGCACUCGCUCACCACUAGGACGCCUGUUGGCAAACGAGAUAUACAAAAGACUAGAAGCGAAGAAAUCCUAUCCGUCCCUAGUUUACUAGACGAUACCGAGUACCGCGCGUACAGUCCGGCCGAAGACUCGUACCCGUACACGCGCGGGCUCGAGUACUCGCGCGGACUCGAGUAUUCGCGCGGGCUCGAGUUCUCGCGCGGACUCGAGUACUCGCGCGGGCUCGACUGCGCGAGAGGACUUGAGUGCGCGAGAGGGCUGGAGUGCUCAUUGGGAGAGCGCUACGCUUUACUCCCGCCCAGUGCUGGUUCGGAGCCCGAUUUGCCUGAUGCGGAUGACAGGCUGAAGUUAUCGGACGCGCUGUCCGGCCCCAUCCUCGUGAAGCGGGGCGCGGGGGCGGCGGGCGCGGGCGCGGGCGGGGCGGGGGCGGGCGCGGGCGCGGGGGGCGGCGCGGGCGAGCCGGCCGGCCGCGACACGCACCUCGCGCUGCGGGCCGACUGCGGACCACUAGUAGUUGGUGAGAGCGGUUGGCGGGCCCGGGGCUUCGGUUCCAGCUCCCAACUGGCCGGCGGAAGCCUCGCUGGCUCGCUGGCCGGCGGGCUCACCGGCUCACUGGCCGGCGGGCUGGCCGGCAGCCUGGCUCCCGGGGCCGUGGGUUCCUCGUCAGCGCUGCACGUGCGGAGCGCCCGCCACGCGGCCAGAGCUUCGCCCCCGCUAUCUGAUGCGCUGUUCUCCUCUUCCACGUCCGAUUUGGAGCAUUUAAAGAGAAAUAGAAUCCUGCCCGCGCUCAGCCGCCACCGCAACCGCGAGCACCUGCACCUCAGCGACGAGCGGCUCGACACGCCCGACCCACAACCCCUACAGUCACCCCAACCCCCCCAACCCCCGCAACCCCUCCAGCCCCCGCACCCCCCGGCGGCCCACUCGCCGCCCCGCAACAAGGAGGUCGGCAGCGAGCGGCGGCAGCGGCGCAUCGACAAGAUCACGGAGCUGGAGCAGAGGGAGGAGAAGGCGGAGAAGGAGAAGAAGAAGAUCAAGAUACGGUGCGCGUUCUGCAAGAAGAGAUUGAGCAUCGCGACCGUGCACACGUGCCGCUGCGGGGUGGAGUUCUGCGCGCCGCACCGGUACGCCGAGGUGCAUGGCUGUGCGUAUGAUUAUAAGGCGGGAGCCCACUUGUACCUGCAGCGCGCCAACCCGCUGGUGAGCGCGCCCAAGCUGCCCAAGAUAUGAGCGAGUGUGCGGUGCGGUUGUGUAGUGAUAGUGAUAGUGAUAGUGCGGACUCACACGGUGCGAACACCGCUCCAAUGUGUUUUGUUUUGUUCUACUCCUCAAAUUUUUGUCUGGAAGUAUUCGUGCAAAUGGUUCGGAUUGAAAUGUAUGUAUACCUAUUUUGAUUAUACAGUUAUGAAAAAUGUUUACAAUCGACGAUUCAAUUUCAGCACUGAUGUUUUUUUUUGUUGUUCUUUUAAAUCUAAUUUGUGCUGUUUAUAUUGAUUUAAUAAUACUUUUUCAAGUGUAUGUACUAUUGAUUGAAUUUUUUAUACACUUUCCCUAUAUCCAGUGGAACAACCGCACUCGUAUGUAUGGACGGUUAUGUCAUAACGUGAAGUGUCUUAUUGCUAACGGUUACUAACUAUACAUAUAUCCAUUGUUUGUUUAUAUUAGCUGUAUAUUACGUCACUGAGGAGUUUUUCUGACUACAUGUUUACACUGUUACAUAUUGAUAAGGUUGACUCGGAAUUGUUCAAUUCACCAAUUAAUUAGUGAUAAGCACAUAUGAACCUACAUUUCAA